Molecule: messenger RNA, 886 nt
Organism: Sorex fumeus (smoky shrew)
Lineage: Eukaryota; Metazoa; Chordata; Mammalia; Eulipotyphla; Soricidae
Gene: CMTM8
Product: CKLF like MARVEL transmembrane domain containing 8
Exons: 4
Coding region: 28-549 (173 amino acids)
Biological process (GO): myelination
Cellular component (GO): membrane
Molecular function (GO): structural constituent of myelin sheath
Source: RefSeq, a predicted model, not a curated record
GCGGAGCCCCCCGGCCGAGGCGCGACGAUGGAGGAGACGCAGCGCGCGCGCUCGCACACCGUCACCACCACCACCAGCUCCUUCGCCGAGAACUUCUCCACCAGCAGCAGCAGCUUCGCCUACGACCGGGAGUUCCUCCGCACCUUGCCCGGGCUGCUCAUCGUGGCCGAGAUCAUCCUGGGACUGCUCGUAUGGACCCUGAUCGCGGGAACAGAGUACUUCCGGGUGCCUGCGUUUGGCUGGGUCAUGUUUGUAGCUGUGUUUUACUGGGUCCUCACCGUCUUCUUCCUCAUCAUCUACAUAACAAUGACCUACACCAGGAUUCCCCAGGUGCCCUGGACAACUGUGGGCCUGUGCUUCAAUAGCAGUGCCUUCAUCUUGUACCUCUCGGCCGCAGUCGUGGAUGCCUCCUCUGUCUCCUCGGAGAAAAACAGCCACAACUUCAACAGCUGGGCAGCCUCCUCGUUCUUUGCCUUCCUGGUCACCAUCUGCUAUGCUGGAAACACAUACUUCAGUUUCAUAGCCUGGAGGUCCAGGACCGUACAGUGAUUUGCCAUGUUGAGAAUUAAAGGAGAAAAACAGACAAAGACUGGAAGAAUCUCACUGUAAAAACAAUUGUAGGUAUAAUGUAUAUUUCCAGAGAAUUGUAUUUAACUAAUGUUUUGAUGUACUUAGUUCAAAGUGCUCACAGUGGUUUGUUACACUUAAACUUAGAUGCUUCUUUGCAGAGUGCUUCCAGUGAACUCCUACAUUCCUUCUUGAUGUCUUAUUUUCUUGGAUAAUGUAUAAAUAGGUAAAUUGCUAAUACUAAGAAUGUGUCAUAGUUUGUAAAACCUAACUUCGAAAAUGCCAGUUUCUGUGUUGGAUUAAAUAUUUUGAAACCCUG